AUGCAGGUCUUACAGCUGCAACAGCCAUCCUGCGGGCAUCAAAUCAAAGCCCCAUGUUCCGUGGUGGAGCAGGAGGAUAAAAUGAAGGUGAGUGAUCCCCUCCCAGCCCCCUCCCAGCCCAUUGUCUUCAAGGAAGCCCUGCAUAAGAACCAGGACCGCUUCAAUCUUACCACUGGAGUGUUCACCUGCACUGUCCCAGGCGUGUACCACUUUGGCUUUGACAUUGAGCUGUUCCAGCAUGCUAUGAAGUUAGGGCUCAUGAAGAGUGGCACCCAAGUCCUGGAGAAGGAAGCCCAGGCCAAGGACAAUUAUAGGCAUGUUUCUGGAAAUGUCAUCUUGCAGCUGACGAUGGGAGACAGAGUCUGGCUGGAAUCCAAGCUAGACACAGCAGAGAGUGAGAAAGGACUGAUUGAAAGUAUGUUCUUUGGGUAUUUGCUCUAUGGAAAUUAUACUGGCUAA
Messenger RNA from Balaenoptera ricei (Rice's whale), 459 nucleotides. RefSeq names its product protein HP-25 homolog 2-like. The transcript is spliced from 2 exons. Bases 1 to 459 code for a protein of 152 amino acids. Gene Ontology annotation, molecular function: protein binding. Lineage: Eukaryota; Metazoa; Chordata; Mammalia; Artiodactyla; Balaenopteridae. The record is from RefSeq and is a predicted model, not a curated record.